Lichtheimia ornata is the source of this 1872-nucleotide messenger RNA. RefSeq lists its product as uncharacterized. Lineage: Eukaryota; Fungi; Mucoromycota; Mucoromycetes; Mucorales; Lichtheimiaceae. The record is from RefSeq and is a predicted model, not a curated record. The transcript has 2 exons. Bases 1 to 1872 code for a protein of 623 amino acids.
AUGGGACAGCAUUCAAGUAAAGCCUCCACUGAAGCAACCCUCGAAGUACCUUCAGCUGAUACGACAUCGAUCCGUACGGGACACCAGUCAUCUUCGUCAGUGAUCAGCGUGCCUCGCUCCAUGUUCACUCAAUGCAAGCACAAACUUUCGCGUAUCGAACUUUAUUCAUUGCAUCAGACAUUCGACGAGCUGAAAACAAUACAAUCGGAUCAGUUCGAGUGUAUUGAAGUCAAGGAGUUCCUGGCACAUUUGGAUUUACCACGAUCGAUUGAACCAGCAGGGAUUCUUUUAUUCAAGUCAUUUUCUUAUCUUGGAUCCUAUGGCAACGGGCCACCCGCAGCGAUUCGAUUGACAUUCCCAGCAUUCGUUACUGCAUUUGUCUUGUUGACGGGGAAAAUGGAUGACAAUGAUGAACAUGCACACAUGUUUGAAAGCAUGCUCUUUGAAUCACUUGCGAUCCCUACUUCUUCGGUCUCCGAUCAUGAUGAUACGACAACAUCACAACAGCAACCACCAGCAACAACAGCAGCAACAACAGCUGUGGAGAAGAAGGAUGCAUCCACUACUUCGACUCACAAAGGAGGAUUAUCAUUGGCGGAUUUGGGCGUGGACUUUAAUGAUUUGGAUUUUGAUACACUUGGAGAUACCCAUUCAGAACCAUCGAUUGAUGAUAGCAAGAUUCUGACACGUGAUUUGGUUUCCUUAUUUGCGCUCUUCCUUUGGAUUGCAAAGAUGGAAAAGGAACAAGGUCUCACAGCAAGUGGCAGCAACAUGCAAGAUGCGCUUUCGACCACGGAGAAUGAACAAAGUAUGGCACAGCAGAUCGUUCAAUCCAUGACAACAACAACAGCUACAACUACUACUAGCCCAAAGGAUGAUGAUGAUGAUGAUGAUGAUCAACAAGAGGCUGGACCCACCGUAUCCGAGCACGCAUUUUUUAAUUGGCAGCGACGCAAUGCACCUCAUUUGUUUCAAACAUUGCAAUCCUUCAUUUACAGCAAAUUCGCCAUUCAUAAUCAAGCCUCCUUCAAUACCAGCAGCACCUUAUCGGAUCUCGUUUUGAUGCAAGAUGUUGUCUCUGUUCCUGAUACAUCGGAUAUCCUUACACUGCCUUAUUGUGCUUUGUUGGCAUGGAGCCCAUUGCCAGACUUGGCACGUCAAAUCAAGAAAUGGCCACGACUGUACUCUGGUUAUGAAGAUGGAUUUGCCAUGAAUCGUUUCGAAAGUCGUGUGUUCAAGUAUCCAGGACCCACACUGGUCGUGAUCCAAGGUGAAAUCAAGGGGGUUGGAACAAAGACAUGGGCAUGCUAUGUGGAGGACAAGUGGAAACAAUCGAAACAACAUUAUUGGGGCAGUGAUGCUUGCUUUGUUGCCGAACUUGCGCCUACAUUUGAAGUGUUUUCAUCCACGCAUUGCAACUCCCAGUACAUUUAUUAUCACAACGACUUUGGUAUUGCAUUUGGCGGUACUACAAAAUCCAAUCAACCACCCAAACAACCCGUUGCUAUGCCAACCAACGCCAGCCAUGAUGAUCCUGCUGCCAUCCACGUACCAACAGGUUUCUUGUUGACACUUGACAACACUCUUCAACGUGGCAUUUAUUCUCAAGAAGCCUAUCCCGCUCUUCCUACGCUUACUGCAUCUGCAUCAAGGAAACGAUUCUAUGAACCAUUUGAGACCGUCAAUAUCGAGGUAUUUGGUUUGGGUGACGAAAAGGCACGUCAAAUCCAAGAACGGGAGUGGAACUUUGAGAAACGAGAAGCAUUACGUCGUGCUGGACUUCAAUUUCGACAAGCAGAUGGCAACAAGGUGGAUCGUGAAUUGUUACGCAUGGCGGGUAUCAUUGAUGACGACAAUCGGCAGGAACGUUAA